This is a messenger RNA of Alosa sapidissima (American shad), 2389 nucleotides long. RefSeq lists its product as uncharacterized. Bases 1350 to 2243 code for a protein of 297 amino acids. NCBI's taxonomy places the organism in Eukaryota, Metazoa, Chordata, Actinopteri, Clupeiformes, Clupeidae. The record is from RefSeq and is a predicted model, not a curated record. The transcript has 4 exons.
GAGCUCUUCCGGGUCACAUAGCGCCCUCCGCAGCCGCCGGAAUGCCGCGUCGCACUCUCGCGUCCACUCGAAGAGCUGGCCUUUGUGCGUCAAACGAUGCAGCGGGCUGGCGACUGUAGCAAAGUCCCGGAUGAAACGCCGGUAAUAUGACGCCAGGCCCAGGAAGCUCCGCAGCUCAGCACCAUCGCGCGGAACAGGCCAACGUCUCACCGUCUCCACCUUAGCUGGGUCGGGGGCCACUCCGGCAGCCCCCACGACAUGGCCCAGGAAUCCGGUUUGGGACACGCUCCAUCAGCCGCUCAAAGUUCGCUGGCCCGUUGCAUAGACCGAACGGAAGUACCCGGAACUGCCACAGCCCUUGCCCGAUGGUAAACGCUGUCUUCGGCCGAGCUUCCGGGGCUAGCUCAAUCUGCCAGUAGCCACUGCGUAAGUCCAGCGAGCUAAACCAGCAGGAACCGGCAAUGCUGUCCAGCGCAUCGUCAAUGCGGGGGAGCGGGUAGGAGUCUUUCCGGGUUACCUGGUUGCGGCGCCUGUAGUCAACACAGAACCGCCACGAGCCGUCCUUCUUCCGGACGAGUACAGCCGGCGCAGCCCAGGGACUACUGCUUGGCUCUAUCACUCCUGCCGCGGCCAUUUCCUUGAUCUUUUCUUCAGCUGCUUGUCGUUUGGCGAACGGUAAGCGAUGAGGCUGAAGUCAGAUGGGCCGAGCAUUUCCGGUGUCGAUAUCGUGUUGGACCAGGCUCGUUCGGGUGCAGUCCUCAUCUCUUGCAGCGAAGAUGUCGUUGUACGCUGCUAGUAGUCUCCGCACCUGGCUACCCUGUGCUUCACUCAGCCCCUCACAGCUACGAGUGCAGAGUUCAUUUACGGCUUGCCUUGUCUCUAAAGAGGGCCGCGCUCUCUGAGCGGAGAGUGGUGUUUGCUCAACCCGCUCUCUUGGCUCCUCCCUGGUGAGUGUGAGCUGAGCAGUGGCGCCCUCAGCGAGCGGACCUGGAAGAGACCUGUUGUUUUCGCGGGCUUGAGUUUCGCGGGCUUGUGUGGGGAGGGGCGGAGACUCAGCAAGCGGACCUGGAUGAGACCUGUUGUUUUCGCGGGCUUGAGUUUCGCGGGCUUGUGUGGGGAGGGGCGGAGUCUGGUAUGACGAGUACUCUUUGCGAGUUCGCUUCCUGCGGACUUGUGUGGAGCGAGUUGGAGAGUUCUUCGUCGCGCCAGCUCUCCGCACUUCAUGCUCUGUUUUCCCCGCCGUGUGCAACACUACGCUGCUCGUCCCCAAGUGUAGUGUGAACCGGGAAAUGUCCACCACAGCCCCCCAUUUCUCUAGCACGUCCAGGCCGAGAAUGCAAUCAUCCUGAAUGCUAGCCAACCAAAGCCGUCGGCUCGCCGUCUCACCGUUGAUGCACACGCACACCACUUUUUGUCCAUACAGUUCCGCUCGCUCUCCGGUAACUGUUGUGAUGUGCGUUUUUGUCUUUUCCCAGCCUCUGGGUCUGGCUACCAGCGUGCCGGGUAAGAGACCGGGGCGCACAAGCGAGAUGGUGGAGCCAGUAUCGGUCAAGGCACGACACCGAGUCCCAUCUAGUGUGCAGUCCACAUACAGUCCUCUGGUUUGGCCGAGCCGGCCCAGCCGUAUGCAGUCCAUAGCCCCUCCCGCCGUGCCACCUUCUUCUAGUAACUGGGGCGCGAGCGUGAGGGGUGCUGGGGCUGGGCAGUACCACGCGAUGUGUCCCGGCUCGCCACACCGGUGGCAUCUGUCUCCGCUGGCCGGUCUCUUCCACUCGCGUGGGCGGCGUUGUGGUGGCUGUGCCGUGGUCUGCCGCGUCACCUCCAGUUCCUCCCCGUCUUCCUCCAUCGAUGUCCAAGCGGUUUCCAUCGCUCCCGUGUGGAGCGGGUUCAAGUGGCGGGAUGCUGCCAUCAGCCCGGUUCGUUCCCUCCUGUGGCCGGGGGCGGGUCUCUUCGUCACGGUCACGCUGCAGGCUGGCUCCGUCUGCUGGGCCCAGCAGGUGGCCAUGGGCGAGCGCGCUGUUGAAGAGCCGUCUUGGCAGGAAACUCAUCAUCGCCAGUGCAUCAGUUGCAGCUUUCUCCUCCCGUCCAGUAGGGGUCGUCAUCCCACUUCUGACACCAAUGUAACAAACUGCAAAGUUGUCUUUGAAUGGUCUUUAUUGGUUACGCACCAAAACACACGAACGUCAUCACACAGGCAACACAAGGGAGGUCAGUUAAACAAGCACGAUACACAAACAGGGUAGUCACAUACAAUACACAGGGUAAACACAUGAGGUACAACAUAAAGAAAGACUAUACCAGCUAACACAUACAUGACAAGGUAUGUGUUAAAACAUAGAACAAAUCUCCGUUACAAGACCUUUGUAGGAGUGGUUGAAUGACGUCGAAC